This is a messenger RNA of Malaclemys terrapin pileata, 8326 nucleotides long. It is a transcript of the gene UBR1, whose product is annotated as ubiquitin protein ligase E3 component n-recognin 1. The record is from RefSeq and is a predicted model, not a curated record. Bases 120 to 5390 code for a protein of 1756 amino acids. Lineage: Eukaryota; Metazoa; Chordata; Testudines; Emydidae. The transcript is spliced from 47 exons. Gene Ontology annotation, molecular function: ubiquitin protein ligase activity; zinc ion binding. Gene Ontology annotation, cellular component: ubiquitin ligase complex; cytoplasm. Gene Ontology annotation, biological process: protein ubiquitination; ubiquitin-dependent protein catabolic process via the N-end rule pathway.
GGAGGCAGAUUCGGACACUACAGUUUGGCCCGUCUGCCCCGGCAACCUGUUUCCGGUCGGCUCGGUGGCAAAGGGGCGGGGCGGGGCUUGGCUUGGCGGCGGUGUCAGUUACCCUCAAAAUGGCGGAUGGAGGCAAUGGAGGAGCCGGAUCAGGAGCGAGCGGCGGGGUCUCUGUGCAGCCCCAGGAGCGGGCCAUGUGGUGGGAUGAGAGAGUUGACUUUCAGGCUGCCUUUUUACAACAACUGGCAAAGUAUGUGCCAAACAUCUACUCUGCUGAAAUGGACCCCUUGCUGGAGAAGCAGGAAGAAAUGGCCCAGAAACAAAUAUUUGACCCUCUGGAGUGGUACUUGUUUAGGGAAGACCCGGAUGUCUGCCUGGAGAAACUGCGGCAGUGCGGAGUUUCUCAACUCUGCGGGAAGGUGUUCAAAAGUGGAGAGACUACAUAUUCUUGCAGAGACUGUGCAAUUGAUCCAACUUGUGUACUCUGCAUGGACUGCUUCCAGAAUAGCAUUCACAAGAACCAUCGUUACAAGAUGCAUACUUCCACUGGAGGAGGGUUUUGUGACUGUGGGGAUACAGAGGCAUGGAAGACUGGACCACUUUGUACGAACCAUGAUUCUGGAGCAGCAAGCUCUACAAAAGCGAAUUCUGAAUGCCAGUUAAAUGAAGAGCUAAUGGCACAAGCAAAGAAGAUGUUCCCGUCGGUAUUAAAAUACAUUGUAGAUAUGACUAUUUGGGAAGAAGAGAAGGAGUUGCCUCCUGUGCUCAUGAUCAGAGAGAAGACAGACCACUACUACUGUGUUCUUUUCAAUGAUGAACAUCAUUCUUAUGAUCAUGUCAUCUACAGUCUACAGAGAGCGCUUGGUUGUGAGCUUGGGGAAGCCCAGUUGCACACUACUGCCAUAGAUAAAGAGGGUCGUAGGGCUGUAAAAGAGGGACCUUAUGUAUCCUGUCAGGAAGCAAAGGAAGAAAUCAAGAGGCACUCUGAGAAUGUCUCCCAACGACCGCUUCAUGUGGAGGUUCUGCAUGCUGACGUUAUGGCUCAUCAGAAAUUUGCCUUGCGCCUUGGUUCCUGGUUGAACAAACUUAUGAGCUAUUCAAGUGACUUCCGCCAGAUCUUCUGUCAAAUAUGCCUCAAAGAGGAAGCUGACUCUGAAAAGCCCUGCCUCAUAAGCAUGUUGAUGCUUUGGGAUGCAAAACUUCAUAAAGGGGCAAGGAAGAUCCUUCAUGAACUUAUCUUCAGCAGUUUUUUCAUGGAAAUGGAGUACAAAAAACUUUUUGCUAUUGAAUUUGUGAAGUAUUACAAGACAUUGCAAAAAGAAUACAUCAGUGAUGACCAUGAGAGAAAUAUCUCUGUGACUGCACUCUCGGUUCAGAUGUUCACUGUACCCACUUUGGCACGCCAUCUUAUUGAAGAGCAAAAUGUAAUUACCGUCAUCACAGAGACACUACUAGAAGUGCUGCCAGAGUACCUGGACAAGAAUGACAAGUUCAACUUCCAGGGUUACAGCCAGGACAAACUGGAUCGGGUGUAUGCAGUCAUAUGUGACCUCAAGUAUAUCUUAAUCACUAAGCCUACAGUGUGGACAGACAGACUGAGGGUACGGUUUUUGGAAGGAUUCCGUUCUUUCCUGAGGAUUCUGACUUGCAUGCAGGGGAUGGAGGAGAUACAGAGACAGAUCGGUCAACAUAUCGAGGUGGACCCAGAUUGGGAAGCAGCCAUUACUAUCCAGAUGCAGCUGAAGAACAUUCUUUUGAUGUUCCAAGAGUGGUGUGCCUGUGAUGAAGACCUGUUGCUGGAGGCUUACAAAGAGUGCCAUACAGCUGUGAUGAGGUGCAGCACAAGUAGCCAUUCACGGGAGAAGAUAGUGCUUCAGUUAUGUGGCCACACUUUGGAAAGCAAACGUUACAGAGUGUCAGUAGACCCUGUCAGCAUACACCUGCCACUGUCCAGGAUGCUUGCAGGCCUACAUGUACGAUUAAGCAAGACUGGAGCAAUCUCAAGACUGCAGGAGUUUGUGCCUUUUGAACAAUUCCAAGUGGAGCUGCUAGUGGAAUACCCUUUGCGCUGUCUAGUGUUGGUUGCUCAGGUUGCUGCAGAGAUGUGGAGAAGGAAUGGGCUCUCCCUAAUAAGUCAGGUGUUCUAUUACCAGGAUGUUAAAUGUAGAGAAGAGAUGUAUGAUAAAGACAUCAUCAUGCUGCAGAUUGGUGCAUCGUUUAUGGAUCCAAACCUUUUCCUGUUGCUGAUACUACAGAGGUAUGAGCUUGUCAAUGCCUUCAAGAAGAUCAUGCCCACCAAAGACCAGGAUUUGACCAAGCAAUGUAAUAUAUUAAUAGAAGAAAUGCUGCAGGUUCUCAUCUAUGUUGUGGGGGAAAGAUACGUGCCUGGAGUGAGUAGUGUGACAAAAGAAGAAAUUACUAUGAGAGAAAUUAUUCAUCUGCUCUGCAUUGACCCAAUGGCUCACAGUGCUAUUGCCAAAUCUUUGCCUGAGAAUGAAAACAAUGAAACUGGCUUGGAGAAAGUAAUAAACAAAGUGGCUGUAUUCAAGAAACCGGGUGUGUCAGGCCAUGGAGUUUAUGAAUUGAAGGAUGAAUGCAUGAAAGAAUUCAAUAUGUUCUUUUAUCACUAUACCAAGACCCAGCACAGCAAGGCUGAACAUAGGCAGAAGAAGAGAAGAAAACAAGAAAACAGAGAUGAAGCACUGCCACCUCCUCCCCCUCCUGAAUUCAGCCCAGUGUUCAGCAAUGUGGUGAAAGUUCUGAACUGUGAUAUCAUGAUGUAUAUCCUCAGGACUAUCCUUCAAAGGGCAGUACAACUGGAGACCCACUUAUGGACUGAAGCUAUGAUCCAGAUGGUACUUCACCUCCUUUCUCUGGGCUUACUGGAAGAGAAGCAGCAGCUAGAAAAGGCUCCAGAGGAAGAAGUGACCUUUGACUUCUAUCACAAAGCAUCAAGAAUGGGAAGCUCAGCCUUGAAUGCUCUGAACAUACUAAUGCUUCUGGAAAAACUAAAAUCAGUUCCUCAGUUAGAAGCACAGAAGGAUAUGAUCAACUGGAUACUGCAGAUGUUUGACACAGUGAAACGAUUGAGAGAAAAAUCAAGUUUAGCAACAGCAGCAACUACAUCAGGAUCAGAAACUACAAAAGGCGAUGAGACUCCGAGCACUCAAGACAAAGAGAAGGCUGAACGAAAGAGGAAGGCAGAAGCUGCCAGGCUGCAUCGCCAGAAGAUAAUGGCCCAGAUGUCUGCUUUACAGAGGAAUUUCAUUGAAACUCAUAAACUCCUGUAUGAACACACACAAGAGACACAGGGAAGAGAGGACUCUGUUAUGGAGGAGGAGAGCAUACCUUUGGCCAUUGAUUCUUCCAGAAUUGUCUUGGGACCCAAGCGAGGUCCAUCUAUUACUGAAAAGGAAGUGUUGACCUGUAUUCUAUGUCAGGAGGAGCAGGAAGUGAGGCUGGAGAGUGCUGCGAUGGUAUUAUCAGCUUGUGUCCAGAAAUCCACUGCCUUAACUCAGCACAGGGGGAAAACUCUUGAACUCUCAGGUGAUACAUUAGAUCCUCUUUUCAUGGAUCCAGAUUUGUCAUGUGGAACCCAUACAGGAAGCUGUGGUCAUGUAAUGCAUGCAGCCUGCUGGCAGAAGUACUUUGAAGCCAUGCAACUGAAUUCUCGACAGCGUCUUCAUGUUGAACAGAUUUUUGACUUAGAGAAUGGAGAGUACCUCUGCCCACUCUGCAAGUCUCUGUGCAACACUGUGAUUCCCAUUAUUCCUUUGCAGACUCAAAAGAUAAACAGUGAGGAUUCAGAGGCAGUAGCUCAAAUUCUGACCCUGGCUAGGUGGUUGGAGAUUGUCAUGGCCAGGAUAUCGGGGUACAGUGCGAAAAACACUAAAGGAGAGACGCAAAAUGCUCCAUCUUUAAUCAACAAAGGAAUGGGAGACUUUACUUCAGAAUUCCAUUCCAUCCUUAGUUUUGGAGUUCAGCCUUCAACCAAAUACUCAAACAGUAUUAAGGAGAUGCUGGUUCUCUUUGCCACCACUGUUUACAGAGUUGGAUUAAAAGUUGCUCCCAAUGAGGCUGAUCCUCGCAUUCCUAUGAUGACGUGGAGCACAUGUGCUUUUACUAUCCAAUGUAUAGAAAACCUUCUAGAAGAUGAGGGCAAACCUUUAUUUGGAUCUCUGCAAAAUAGACAGCACAGUGGCCUUAAAGCAUUAGUGCAGUUUGCAGCUGCUCAGAGGACUACAUCACCACAAAGCCUGAUUCAGAAACAUCUGGUUCGUCUCCUAGCAGUUCUUCUACCAAACUUAAAAAUGGAAGACACGCCAUCCAUUCUAGAUGUAGAUAUGUUUCACAUUUUGGUAGGUGCUGUGUUAUCAUUCCCAUCUUUAUAUUGGGAGGAUACUGUAGACUUGCAACCUUCAUCUAUUAGCUCUGCCUAUAAUCACCUCUACCUCUUCCAUUUGGUCACUAUGGCACACAUUACACAGAUCCUUCUGACCUCUGCAUCAGAAUCCCCCACUGCUCAAUCACAAGAUACCAGUGAGGAGGCUCAUACUGCCGAGUCUUUCUGUAGAGAAGUUUACCAGUACACGAGUGGCUGCUUUAGCCGUGAUAUUCCAGGCUGGCAUCUGUGGGACUGUGUUAAGAAAGGGAUCACACCUUACCUUCGUUGUGCUGCUUUGUUUUUCCAUUACAUGCUGAGAGUGCCUCCACCUGAGGACCUGCUGUUAGUUUCCGAGGAAGGAGAGUUCAAGGCACUCUGUAGUUAUCUAUCUCUACCCACCAAUCUGUUCCUGCUUUUCGAGGAAUAUUGGGGCACUGUAAGCCCCUUGCUCCAAAGGUGGUGUGCUGACCCUGCUGUACUAAGUUUUCUGAAAGGGAAAAACAUUUCACUAAGAUAUCCAAGGAAAAGAAAUAAUUUGAUAGAGCUUCCAGAAGACUACAGCUGCCUCCUGAAUCAAGCCUCUCAGUUUAGGUGCCCACGGUCUUUUGACGAUGAACAAAAGCACCCAGUGUUGUGUUUGUUCUGUGGCACCAUGCUAUGCUCCCAGAAUACCUGCUGCCAGGAGUUGGUGAAUGGGGAGGAGCUGGGAGCCUGUACCUCUCAUGCUCUCCAGUGUGGAGCUGGAGUGUGUAUGUUCCUCAAAAUCAGGGCAUGCAGAGUAGUCCUGAUAGAAGGUAAAACCAGAGGCUGCUUAUAUCCUGCUCCCUAUCUCGAUGAAUAUGGAGAAACAGACCCAGACUUGAAAAGAGGCAACCCCCUGCAUUUAUGUCAUGAACGUUACCGGAAACUUCAUCUUCUAUGGCAGCAACACUGCAUCAUAGAGGAGAUUGCCAGAAGCCAGGAAACCAAUCAAAUCAUCUUUGGAUUCAACUGGCACCUGCUCUGAGUCCCAGCUUUUAAUUAAAUCCCGAUGAGUAUGGAUGAUGUUUGGACAAAGGAAAAGGGGGAGUAUUACAGAGCCUUCUCUAAGGGUUCAGACACAUGAUUGAUGCAUUGAAACAAAAUAAUUCUCAUUUCAUAGGUUUUACCUUUAAAAAAAAAAAAACACCACCCUAUGUGGUGACUGUUGUAGAAUGUUCAGGGACAGAAAUAUCUUUUUCCAAAGGUUAUAGUCUCUACUGAUUAGAUGAGUGUAGCUUCCCACAUUCACCUGCCUUCCAUAUGUACACACCGAAAGUCCCAAACUGUUAUUUAUUGGUACUGGAAUACACCCGGAGGUGUGUUGCUCGGAAAGAACCAAGUAAGAGAAGCUGUUAAUAUUUACAGUCAUGUGGUACAAUAGGCAUAUCAGGGUUGAUGUGAUGUUGAAAUUGUUUGUCUUUUGAAAUUACAACAAUCUAGCUGGAAUUGUGUACAACCUCUCCUCCUCCGUACUGUGUGUCUGGGUUCCUAGCCCUGGCUUAGAACUUAAAAUGGCCAAGGUCUGUAGCAUAUUUUCAGAGGGAGAAGUGGUGCCAGGCCUCUACUAAUCCAUACCAACAGGCUCAGCAAGCAUUAAGUGGUGCAGCAGAAACCUGCACUGUGCCAGACCCUGGGAUUUAUUGGAGAGUGCUUUCAGAGGAAUGAUGUUUCCACUAAUCCAAUCUUUAAAAGAGGGGUAGAAGGAGUGAAUUGUGUGGGGGUGUUUCCAUCUUGCUUGGUGCAUGUAAAAUUAAACUGUGUGUGCUUGUUGCAUUGCCAGUACUGCACCUUAUAUAAUGUAGCUUUAGUCUACUAAUUCUGGAGACUACACCCAGGACUCCAGCACCACACUGGUGUGGUGUGGCUGUGAUCAGCUUUACUAUAUUUGUAAUCGUACUCGGCAGUCUGUGCAGAGACAAACUCUAGAUUGCUGAUCCAGUGGGUUAGCCAUCUGUCCACUGCAAAACACAUAAACUGCAGUAAAAUAAAAGCCAUUUAAAGUUGAAUUAAAAAGCAAGAUCCUGUAGAAGAUAGCAUGGAAUAUUAUCUAUUUAGAAUCACUAAACAAAGGCAUAAAUCAAUACUUUGUAUCUCCAUGUUGGAGGGGCUUCCCUCUCUUCAUUCUUGUGUUAUCUGUUUGGCGCUGUCCAUAAACUGUCUGUUUCUGGAGUCAAGCCAAACAAAAGCUCGUUGUAACUUAAAGGAAAAAAAUAGUUGUCUGUCUCUUUUUCAAUAACUAAUGGCAUAUUGUGAUUGAACCAUUUUUCAUUAGCUCAUUGUUCUGUUUCCCAGAUUUUAGCCAUAAUAAUUUACAUGAAGGGAUCUUGUGAUGUGACAGGUAAAAGUUCUAAAUACAUAAAUUCCCUAUAACUAUUACUUUUCCAAGCAAUGCCAUCUCUGUCUGAAAAGCUGAACUAUCCAGAGAAUGCAUUUUAGAUCUGUGUGUUCUACUUUCCCCUCUUGCUGUUUGUGUGUGUGUGGGGGGGGGGGUGUUGUUUUUUAAUGCUCUGUUAAGGCUUAGAAAGGGAGGGCUAUAAAGAAUUUUGUGACCUGCUGUUUGAGAGCACACACACAACCUCCGCUAGAAAGCAGGGUUUUGGAUCCAUGCGUGGUCCCAUGUUAACGCGGGGACCGUGUUAACAUGGAUUCCAAUGACAGUAAUUAAAUUUGGGAUCCAUCCGCGGUCCUGCGCUAUAACCGAAUUUGUGCUAUAUGGACACACAUUCUAGCAAUGGUCUGCUCUGUGUGUGACAUACACACACACACACCACAAUGUUUGCAUUCUUUUCUUAAUGGUGCAGUGAGGGGACAUGCCAGGUGGGAGGGAGAAUCACAAAUCAUGAUUUUAUGCUUAAGUAUAAUAAUCCUCCUCCUAGUUUCUUGAAGUCCUUAGUGAACUGCAGUCACUACUCAUUUAAAAGUGGAAUUCAAAUGGGUUGGAAUAUCAAAUCAUUAUUUUCUAGCAUUCAAAUAGUCCUUAAAAUUUUUGCUCUUUUUUUCAGCUUAUUUUCCCCAGACAGUGUAAAUAGUUAUCUUCAGUAUCUUUUCCUAUUUUCCUCUUAUUGCAAUGAAGAAUUCUCUCUUCAUUUUGAUAUUUUCAGUUUUUUAAACUGAAGGUAAAUCCCUCUGCAAAGAAACAACAGUGUUGUUAGUCUUGUCUAAUCUGUGAUUGAAACCUUGGGUUAGGAAAACCAGCUCCAUGGAGACUUGUGUGCAGUGGCUAGUUCAAAGGUUACCAAUAAUACUGCUUACCAGCCAAAGCACUGUUUUGAAAUUAGCAAACAUGCUUCACGGACUUCAGCACUGACUUCAUAGCUGUGUUCACUUACUGUUUCCCCUGUGGUUUAUCUAGUCAUGUAUCAGAUAUUUUCAGUACUCCCUGCACUUUCAAUGAUGCAAGAAAUUUGUACUCAUGAAUUUCAGCUAACAGACAUGCAGCAAGAUCACUUUAUUUUGUGGUGUUGGUAAUGAGCAAUUCAAACUGUACUAUACAGAGACAGAAGCUGGUUUGAGCAGGCAAACUCUUCCUUAACAUUCCCAAUUGUCUUUCUGUAGUUGGGAGAGGUAGGAAAAUGAGGGCAAAGGAAGAAAUUUAGCAUAGUUUUCUGUACGUUUGCACUUAUUAUUCUAGCGAAUGGGCUCCCAGAUCAUCACUAAUGAGUGUGGUCAUUUCUCAUUUCAUAAAUUACUAUGCAGUUUGGUUCACUGUGAGUAUUAUCUGUAUUUAGUGAUUGCAAGAUACUUAUGCCACUGAUUUGAAUUCCAUCCAAGAUAAACUGAAGAAGUUAUUUGAAUAAUGCGUAUAUUGGUAUCCUUAACUGCAAAAAUGUAAAUUUGAAACUUGUAUAAUGUUAUUGUGCUUUUGAAAUAAAAUAUCUUGUAUAUGUAUAUUUAAAAGAGGAAAUAAAGUAACUUCUCAUA